AUGGUUGGAAGUAAGGGAAAUAAUAAUUUUGGGGGAAAAAGAAAUCGUACACGUGAUAGUAAAAAUUUAUCUACUCAAAAAAAAGAAAUGGAUUCCCAACAAAAAGAUAAUAAAAAUAUUGAAAAUAUUAUUCAUUCCUAUUAUACAAGAUCUUUUUCUUUUGGUUUUAAAAAAUUUUACAUUGAUUUGUAUAAUUUUGAGGAUGGUAAAGUAAUGAAACUAUCUGAAGUCUUUGGUGAUAAACAACGUAUAUCUAUUCAUGUCCCAGUAAAUGCUUUAGAGAUGCUUAUACAAAAACUUGAUAUAUUUAAUGAUUAUCAUAAUGAUACUCAAUCUAAUCAUGAAUCAUUACAACAAACAAUUGUUUUUAAAGGGCAACGUUUUGCAUUAUUAUAUGGUUCCAAUGAUAAAGGACCUAUUGUUAUAAUAUCUCAAGUAUCAAAAAUGGCUGGAACACAUGCUCAAAUAAAAAUAAAUCCAAAUAAUUUACCUAAAUUUAUUAAAGAGCUUACAGAAACAUUGGAUGAUAUUAAUCCUGAAAAUAUAACUAGAAAUACAAUUCAUUAUCCUUGUUCUGGUAUUGUUGAAUGUAAAAAUGAACCUAAAACAUUUUUCAUUGAUCCUGUUGUUAGAGAAAAUGAAAAAUGUAUAAGAAUUUCACAAUUAAAAUUAAGAGAAUCAAGUAUAAUGAUGAAUACAAAUAUUCAUAUACCAUUUGAAGACUUAAAUGAAUUUAGAGAUUCUCUUAUUCAAGUUAUUGAAGAAUUAAACAAUUUUAAACCUUAA
Messenger RNA from Strongyloides ratti, 786 nucleotides. RefSeq names its product PUR-alpha/beta/gamma, DNA/RNA-binding family and Globin-like domain-containing protein. Bases 1 to 786 code for a protein of 261 amino acids. The transcript has 2 exons. Lineage: Eukaryota; Metazoa; Nematoda; Chromadorea; Rhabditida; Strongyloididae. Gene Ontology annotation, molecular function: DNA-binding transcription factor activity, RNA polymerase II-specific; RNA polymerase II transcription regulatory region sequence-specific DNA binding; purine-rich negative regulatory element binding. Gene Ontology annotation, cellular component: nucleus. Gene Ontology annotation, biological process: regulation of transcription by RNA polymerase II. The record is from RefSeq and is a predicted model, not a curated record.